AUAAGCAGCUCUGGUGGAGCUUGAUCUACUCAUUGUUCUCUGACUGGUUCAGUUGUGUGGAUUGGUAGGAGCUGAGUGUGUUUGCUGCUGCACCGGCCUAUGACUGUGGCUGAAACCAUGGGGUUUCUGUUUGGAUGGUUGCUGUUUUCCUUGCUUGCUGUGGGAUGCCAUCAAGCAAAUGCUUUUGAUGCAGGAUCUGCUGAGGGGAAUGGAGACCUAGAUGUUGCACUUGCUGGCUAUAAAGAAGCUUUUAGCUUGAACACUGGAGAUGAUUCUUUAUGGAGCACUGGGGCACUCAGUGGCAAUGAUUCAACCACAACUACGGAAGAAGAGUCCAGUGAUCCACCCGAGCAGCUUGAAGAACCCAGCUACAAAAAGGCAGAGGUGCCACAACCAGAAGUAACUGAGCAGGAGCAAGAGGGGCCCCAGCAGCGUAGCUUCAUACCAAAGCAGAUGCUGCAGGUGCCUCAGCAGGCUCCCCAGCAGCAUGUUUAUCAAGUGCAGCAGGUUCCCCAGCAGGUGCCUCAGCAGGCUCCCCAGAUGCCCAUCUAUCAAGCCAAGCAGGUUCCUCAGCAGGUGCCUCAGCAGGCUCCCCAGAUGCCAGUCUACCAGGCCAAGCAGGUGCCUCAGCAGGCUCCCCAGAUGCCAGUCUACCAGGCCAAGCAGGUGCCUCAGCAGGCUCCCCAGAUGCCAGUCUAUCAAGCCAAGCAGGUGCCUCAGCAGGCUCCCCAGAUGCCUAUCUAUCAGGCCAAGCAGGUGCCUCAGCAGGCUCCCCAGAUGCCCAUCUAUCAGGCCAAGCAGGUUCCUCAGCAGGCUCCCCAGAUGCCCAUCUAUCAAGCCAAGCAGGUGCCUCAACAGGCUCCCCAGAUGCCAGUCUAUCAGGCCAAGCAGGUUCCCCAGCAGGUGCCUCAGCAGGCUCCCCAGAUGCCCAUCUAUCAGGCCAAGCAGGUUCCUCAGCAGGCUCCCCAGAUGCCAAUCUAUCAGGCCAAGCAGGUUCCCCAGCAGGUGCCUCAGCAGGCUCCCCAGAUGCCCAUCUAUCAGGCCAAGCAGGUGCCUCAGCAGGCUCCCCAGAUGCCUGUCUAUCAAGCCAAGCAGGUGCCUCAACAGGCUCCCCAGAUGCCUAUCUAUCAGGCCAAGCAGGUUCCCCAGCAGGUGCCUCAGCAGGCUCCCCAGAUGCCCAUCUAUCAGGCCAAGCAGGUGCCUCAGCAGGCUCCCCAGAUGCCUAUCUAUCAGGCCAAGCAGGUUCCCCAGCAGGUGCCUCAGCAGGCUCCCCAGAUGCCUAUCUAUCAGGCCAAGCAGGUGCCUCAGCAGGCUCCCCAGAUGCCCAUCUAUCAGGCCAAGCAGGUUCCUCAGCAGGCUCCCCAGAAGCCCGUCUAUCAAGCCAAGCAGGUGCCUCAGCAGGCUCCCCAGAUGCCCAUCUAUCAGGCCAAGCAGGUUCCUCAGCAGGCUCCCCAGAUGCCCAUCUAUCAGGCCAAGCAGGUUCCUCAGCAGGCUCCCCAGAUGCCCGUCUAUCAGGCCAAGCAGGUUCCUCAGCAGGCUCCCCAGAUGCCCAUCUAUCAGGCCAAGCAGGUUCCCCAGCAGGCUCCCCAAAUGCAAAUCUUUCAUGACAUGCAGGUGCCUCAGCAGGCUCCCCAGAUGCCCAUCUAUCAGGCCAAGCAGGUGCCUCAGCAGGCUCCCCAAAUUCCCGUCUAUCAGGCCCAGCAGGUUCCCCAGCAGGCUCCCCAGAUGCCCAUCUACCAGGCCAAGCAGGUGCAUCAGCCAGCUCCCCAGAUGCCCAUCUAUCAGGCCAAGCAGGUGCACCAGCAGGCUCCCCAGAUGCCCAUCUAUCAGGCCAAGCAGGUGCCUCAGCAGGCUCCCCAGAUCCCCAUCUACCAGGCCACGCAGGUUCCCCAGCAAGCUCCCCAGAUGCCUAGCUACCAGGCCAAGCAGGUUCCCCAGCAAGCUCCCCAGAUGCCCGUCUAUCAGGCCAAGCAGGUGCCCCAGCAGGCUCCCCAGAUGCCCGUCUAUCAGGCCAAGCAGGUGCCUCAGCAGGCUCCUCAGAUGCCUGUCUACCAGGCCAAGCAGGUGCCUCAACAGGCUCCCCAGAUCCCCAUCUACCAGGCCAAGCAGGUUCCCCAGCAAGCACCCCAGAUGCAUGUCUAUCAGGCCAAGCAGGUGCCCCAGCAGGCUCCACAGAUGCCCGUCUAUCAGGCCAAGCAGGUGCCUCAGCAGGCUCCCCAGAUGCCCAUCUACCAGGCCAAGCAGGUGCCUCAGCAGGCUCCCCAGAUGCCCAUCUACCAGGCCAAGCAGGUGCCUCAGCAGGCUCCCCAGAUGCCUGUUUACCAGGCCAAGCAGGUACCCCAGCAGGCUCCCCAGAUGCCCAUCUAUCAGGCCAAGCAGGUGCCCCAGCAGGCUCCUCAGAUGCCCAUCUACCAGGCCAAGCAGGUGCCUCAGCAGGCUCCUCAGAUGCCCAUCUACCAGGCCAAGCAGGUGCCCCAGCAGGCUCCUCAGAUGCCCAUCUACCAGGCCAAGCAGGUACCCCAGCAGGCUCCCCAGAUGCCCAUCUAUCAGGCCAAGCAGGUGCCUCAGCAGGCUCCCCAGAUGCCCAUCUAUCAGGGCAAGCACGUGCCCCAGCAGGCUCCCCAGAUGCCCAUCUACCAGGCCAAGCAGGUGCAUCAGCAGGCUCCCCAGAUGCCCAUCUAUCAGGCCAAGCAGGUGCCCCAGCAGGCUCCUCAGAUGCCAAUCUACCAGGCCAAGCAGGUGCCUCAGCAGGCUCCCCAGAUGCCGGUUUACCAGGCCAAGCAGGUACCCCAGCAGGCUCCCCAGAUGCCCAUCUAUCAGGCCAAGCAGGUGCCCCAGCAGGCUCCUCAGAUGCCUGUCUACCAGGCCAAGCAGGUACCCCAGCAGGCUCCCCAGAUGCCCAUCUAUCAGGCCAAGCAGGUGCCUCAGCAGGCUCCCCAGAUGCCCAUCUAUCAGGGCAAGCAAGUGCCCCAGCAGGCUCCCCAGAUGCCCAUCUACCAGGCCAAGCAGGUGCAUCAGCAGGCUCCCCAGAUGCCCAUCUACCAGGCCAAGCAGGUACCCCAGCAGGCUCCCCAGAUGCCCAUCUAUCAGGCCAAGCAGGUGCCUCAGCAGGCUCCCCAGAUGCCCAUCUAUCAAGGCAAGCAAGUGCCCCAGCAGGCUCCCCAGAUGCCCAUCUAUCAGGCCAAGCAGGUGCCUCAGCAGGCUCCCCAGAUGCCGGUCUACCAGGCCAAGCAGGUGCCUCAGCAGGCUCCCCAGAUGCCCAUCCAACAGUCUAGGCAGGUGCCCCAGCAAGCUCGCCAGGUGCCCCAGCAGGCUCCCCAGAUGCCAGUCUAUCAGUCCAGGCAGAGGCCUCAGUUUUCACAGAGGCAAAGGCAUUCACCCAGGCAAAGGCCUCGGUUCUCUCAGAGGCCCAGAUUUUCACCUAGGCAGUUUUCACAGCAGCCACACAGCAAUGAUUAUCCAACUUUCGCCCAAGACAUUGGCUCCUAAAUGGAUUCUGAUGGCUCUUGAAUUUAUGGUGUCAUUUGGAAAGGAGGGAAGCAUAGGACUGGGUGCUACAACACCAAAGAUGCUUCUAAAACUGCUUCAACUGAGCCAUUUUUCUGACUUGUAAAAUAAAAAGAAAUCUACUACUUGUAUCUUGUAAA
Messenger RNA from Notolabrus celidotus (New Zealand spotty), 3647 nucleotides. Its product is annotated as proline-rich extensin-like protein EPR1. Bases 100 to 3489 code for a protein of 1129 amino acids. The transcript is spliced from 8 exons. NCBI's taxonomy places the organism in Eukaryota, Metazoa, Chordata, Actinopteri, Labriformes, Labridae. The record is from RefSeq and is a predicted model, not a curated record.